CGUAAAAAAACGUAAACAAACGCAAACCAGUGCAUUCGCGAAAAAAGUGGUUUUUUACAUAUUUCACCCUCCACUCGCUGUACAUAACCGUUUCAUUAUUCGUUCGAUACUUCGCCUGCGAAACCUCACCAUGGACGACGAAGAGUACGAGCGGUUCGAAAUCACCGACUACGAUCUGGCGAACGAGUUCAACCCGAACCGGGGACGCCGCCGGCCGACCAAGAACCAGCAGAUCUACGGCGUCUGGGCGGACGAUGAUUCGGAAAACGAGGGCGACGAGGGCAGCGGUGGCCGGCGACGUGGACGGAUGGGGGGCAAGCAACCGAAAGACUACUCCGCCCCGAUCGGGUUCAUUGCGGGCGGCAUCCAACAGUCGGGCAAAAAGCCGGAAAAGGACCGGAAACCGUCCGACGAAGAUGAUGACGACGAAGGCGACGAGGCGAAUGAUGCACGGCCCCGCUUUGGUUCGAAAGCGGCCGCAGCGAACAGCAGUGCAACGUCCUCGGAAUCGGAAGACGAAAGACGCCCCCCGCCGCAGGAUAUGCGCUCGAUGGCCGGCUUUCGUACGCUUGGCAGUGGCGCACCACCGAAAGCACAGGGAGGCAAGCACGUGGGCAACUGGGAGCAGCAUACGCGUGGCAUCGGCGCGAAGCUGCUGCUACAGAUGGGCUACCAGCCGGGCAAGGGGUUGGGCAAGGAUCUGCAGGGCAUUUCCGCACCGAUCGAGGCGCACCUGCGCAAGGGCCGCGGUGCGAUCGGGGCGUACGGGCCGGAGAAAAAGACCGUGGUGGCGGACGCGAAACAGAAGCAAAAGCAGGACGACACAAAGGCGCUGCCGGCUGCCGGUGGCAAGGAGGAGGAAACGCGCCAGUGGCGUAAGGAGGGUGGUAAGCAGAGCAAAUCGCGCUACUUCUUCAAAUCCGUCGAGGACGUGAUCGAGAAGGGCAAAAAGACGGCCACGUACGCACCGUUCGACAAGAGCUCGUCGAAGCUGGCGCAGGUGACGGUGAUCGAUAUGACGGGGCCGGAAAAGCGUGUGCUCAGCGGAUACCAUGCCCUGGGGCAGGCAAAGGUGGCCGACGAGGAGCUGUACGAGUUGGGCGGGCAGGCGGGCGGUAAACCACCACCGGCCAAGGAAACGAUCCACUUCGCCCUGCCCGAGCUGCUGCACAACCUCAACCUGAUGGUGGAGUACUGCGAGCAGGACAUAAUCACGAUCGACAAGCAAAAGUGUGAGGCGAAAGAUCGCGAGGAACAGUUGCUGCACGAAAAGCAAAACCUCAUCCGCAUCAGCGAGCUGGAGAAGGACUACCUGCACACGCUGGACGGAGCGCUCGAGCUGGUGCGCGCACUGGUCGAACCGGCCGGCGGCUCGAUCGAGCUGGAAGAGUGUGAGCGCAUCUUUGUGCGCCUGUACGCGGACUAUCCGGCGGAGUGUAAGGAGUUUGGCCUGUCCGACCUGGCCGCGGGUGUCGUGGCCCCCCUGCUAGCGAACCGGCUACGCGAAUGGAAACCGUUCAGCGAACCGACGCGUCAUCUGGACAUUUUCAAGCGCUGGAAAUCGAUCCUCGCCUCCUCGCGCACCGACACCGUCAACAGUCUGCUCGACCCCUACUCGGCCGUCGUGUGGAGCGGCGUCGUGCCCAGCAUCCGGUCCGCUGCCAGUGAAUGGAACCCGCGCGCACACCAGCCAAUGAUAGCGCUGCUCGAUGCGUGGGCACCGCUGCUGCCUGCCUGGAUACUGGACAACGUGCUCGAGCAGAUCGUGCUGGUAAAGCUUACGGCGGCGGUGAUCGAGUGGGACCCGCUCACCGACACCGUCCCGAUACACUGCUGGAUACACCCGUGGACCGAACUGCUCGGGCCGAAAAUGGAAGGCAACAUCUAUCCGGCCAUCCGGGAGAAGCUGGCCCGCGCCCUGAAGGGCUGGCAUCCGGAGGAUCGUUCCGCCCGUGCAAUGCUUACCCCCUGGAAGGGUGUCUUCGCGGAGGAAGAUCUGCAGGUGUUUCUGGCGAAAAACAUCAUCCCCAAGCUGGAGCUGCGGCUAACCGAGCUGAUCGUCAACCCGCUGCAGCAGGAUCUGGAAAUCUUCAACCAGGUGUGGGAGUGGCACGAGCUCAUCUCACCCCUCCAGAUGGCCACCGUGCUCGAUAAGUACUUCUUCCCGAAGUGGCUCCAAACGCUCGUGAUUUGGCUGAACCAGUCGCCCAACUUCGAUCAGGUGUCCCGCUGGUACCAGGGCUGGAAGGCACAGUUCACGGACGACGUGGUGCGCCAUCCGAACAUAAAGGAGUGUUUCCGCAAAGCGCUCGAACUGAUGCAACGCUCCAUCGGGCUGGGUGGAUCGGGUGCGGGUGGACCGAGCGCUUCGCCGCCGGUGAUGGAAUCGAUACCGCCGCCCCCGAAACCACCGACCGUGACGAUGAUGGACAUGCAGCAGCUAGACACGCAGCCAACGCUCGAGUUUAAGGAGCUGGUGUCGCAGAAGUGUGCCGAAAGGGGGAUCAUCUUCGCGCCGAUGCCGGGCAGGAGAGAGCUGGGCAAGCAGGUAUAUCGCGUGGGCAAGCUGUUCUGCUACAUCGAUCGGUCCGUGUGCAUCGUUAGUCCGGAUGGGGGUGUUAGCUGGACGCCGAUAUCGUUGGCGGCGCUGCUCGAGCGGGCGGUCAGUGGGUGAAUUGAUGAUAUUAAUUGUAAGAGUGACAUACUAGUUCGGUAAAAUAAAACUUAACUAACUUUAAUAGGAGUAGAAA
Anopheles arabiensis is the source of this 2750-nucleotide messenger RNA. It is a transcript of the gene sip1, whose product is annotated as septin-interacting protein 1. Gene Ontology annotation, cellular component: U2-type post-mRNA release spliceosomal complex. The record is from RefSeq and is a predicted model, not a curated record. Bases 131 to 2674 code for a protein of 847 amino acids. Gene Ontology annotation, biological process: spliceosomal complex disassembly. NCBI's taxonomy places the organism in Eukaryota, Metazoa, Arthropoda, Insecta, Diptera, Culicidae. Gene Ontology annotation, molecular function: nucleic acid binding. The transcript has a single exon.